Messenger RNA from Phyllotreta striolata, 1299 nucleotides. Lineage: Eukaryota; Metazoa; Arthropoda; Insecta; Coleoptera; Chrysomelidae. The record is from the annotation of a GenBank genome assembly.
UUAUCUAUUUCAUUUAGGGUAUACAGCAAAAUGUCAUUGUCACAUGAUGUUUUUGACGUAUGUCAGUUAAAUGUCAAUGUCGUUAUUUUUAUAUUUUUCUCUAUCAGCAAUUUUGGUUUAAUUAAAAUCAAAAUAUAUUAAAGCAUUAUGAUUUAGUUGCGUUCUUAAGCAGAUUGUUUUCAGUAAAUUUUCAGUAAAUUAAUAAAAAUCCCAAAACUAUUGAAUGCCUUUCGAACACAUAAAAUAUUCAAGCAGCGCAAGCAUGGGGAAUAAUACAGAAGAAGAAGAAGAUGUUGAUAGCAAAUCGUCGCCGAUGAGUUACAAAGAGAGACGAAGGGAGGCUCACACACAAGCUGAACAAAAAAGACGGGAUGCUAUUAAAAGGGGAUACGAUACAUUGCAGGAACUCGUUCCAACUUGCCAACAACCGGAUGUCUCAGGGUACAAACUAAGCAAGGCGACGGUCCUGCAAAAAUCGAUCGAUUACAUCCAAUACUUGCAAAUGCAGAAGAAGAAGCAGGAAGACGAGCGAAACGCCUUGAGGAAGGAGGUCGUAGCGCUCAGAAUCAUGCAGACCAACUACGAACAAAUCGUUAAAGCGCAACAAUCUCAACCGGGCCAUACCGAAACUCGAAUAUCCGACGAAGUUAAAUUUUCAGUGUUUCAGGCAAUCAUGGAUGAACUAUUUUCGACGUUCAAUGGCGUUUCUGUGAAUAAUUUCUCGGAUUUGUCGGCCGGCGUUUUCAGCUGGUUGGAGGAGUACUGCAAGCCUCAAACACUCAAAGACACGGUCUUCCAAAUUUUACGUAAGCAUCAUAUACAAAUGAGGGGAUAAUACAAGUUGUUACUUAUUAGAUUAAUUUCAAGGUAGUUAUUUUUAAGUAAAAUAUAAUUGCAAGCUUAACCCUUACAGAACAAGAAUACAUAUGUGUAUUGUCAAACGUGUCCAAACUAUUUACAUUCUUUGAUAAUUGUAGCACCUGGAGUGUCUUGUUGUUGAGAUAUAUGCACAUUUCUCAUUGAAUUUCGAACGCAGCUCGUUUUGUUUGACAACUAUUAAUAUUAAAUGUUGUUUUGUGUUUAAAUUAAUACCCUGUUUUUCCAUAUUGUUAAUACCCUUUCGCCUAUUUAACACAAAAGGGGUUGAGCUCAUAUUUGAUUUGUUUUUUUUUAAUAUGCAUUAACUACACUACACACCUGAUUUGUUGUUGCAUUGAUAAAUAGUUUAUAUAUUUUUAUUUUAUGUGAUGCCAUUUUAUAAACUUUAAUAAAUAAAAGUCUUAUCCGUUUCUAAUAAAA